AUGGUUCUAAAUAGCAAGGUUGCAGAUUCUAGUAUGGGGUACAGGGAGAUAUUUUGGAUCUGUGUUAUCAUCGCUGGAAUUACAGUGUAUUUCUACUCCACUGUGUUAAGUGACCGUUACUUAAACAAGCGGCAUUUAAAACAUGAGCCCUUUCAAUACACAAAAUAUAACAAAAUAGCCAGAAAGAAAACCCCCUUAAUUACACUGUUUACAUCCUGGGAUGUGUAUCCGGAAAGUUUCACAGUAUUUAAUAAUACUUUACAAAACUGGCCACUUCUACGACCUCAUGUAAACAUCAUUCUGUUUACCAAUGACGUUAUACCCGACAAGUAUAAACAGCUCGGGUGGACGGUGUUGCCAAUCAAACGACAGGUCAAAGGUCACCCGAUUCUGAAGCAUUUGUUCCUGGAGGCGAUGAAACAUCAACCGUAUUCCAAACUAUAUGGUUUUUCUAACGGAGAUCUACUUUUUACAGAGUCUUUGAUCCAGAGUUUACGGAAAAUUAUUGUGUCACCUCUGGUUUUUAAUAGGACCUACAUGAUUGUAGGACAGCGGAUGAAUACUCCGAACGUCACGCGCGAAGAAGCAAGUUCGUGGGCGAAUGUCGAAAAGGCUGCAGAGAGGGGAGAAAUGAAAAAGACAUUUAUGGGGAUCGAUUAUUUCUUAACAUCGCCACAAUACCAUUGGAAAGACAUACCUGAAGUUCAAAUAGGCCAAAAACUGUACGAUACAUGGUUAAUAUGGGACGGUCGUCGUAUGGGCUACAAUGUCAUUGACGCCUCAAACACCAUAUUGGCUGUUCAUCAAAACGCUCCAUAUCCAGAAAAGCAUGGUAAGAUGAAAAAUAACCUUCCGUAUAUAAAAGAACCCAGUCAAAUGCUCUAUAGGCAUGGAACACUCAGGUGUUGCGAGUUUUAUACAUUGUACAUAAACCAUACAGUAAAACUCCGAAGACGUAAAAAGAUACCAAAUCAUUGUCAUUCCAGUGGAAUAUGA
Molecule: messenger RNA, 996 nt
Organism: Ylistrum balloti
Lineage: Eukaryota; Metazoa; Mollusca; Bivalvia; Pectinida; Pectinidae
Exons: 2
Coding region: 1-996 (331 amino acids)
Source: RefSeq, a predicted model, not a curated record